Closterium sp. NIES-65 is the source of this 435-nucleotide messenger RNA. Lineage: Eukaryota; Viridiplantae; Streptophyta; Zygnematophyceae; Desmidiales; Closteriaceae. The record is from the annotation of a GenBank genome assembly.
AUGACAAGAAGCCUGUUGCUAGUUUUCCUCCUACUCGCGACCAUUCAGUUGUCACUUCAAGAUCAGAAGCUUAGGGAUGGAAGUCAGGAGUUUAGCUACGUUUGGACCAAGCUUCAGAAGACUGACAGGCAUUGGAACUUUCUGGCUUAUUUGCGACUUGCAGGAAUAAGCUCCUUGUCCAAGCUGCUUUCGACGACCGAGACUGGCAUCACAAUCCUCGCGCCUGUGGAUCAGGGUUUUGCUCAACUGGGCGACUUCAACGCGACAAGGAUAAGAAAGGAUCCCGCCUUCUUGACGAAGACACUGCAGCUGCACAUCCUUAUUCCUAAGGCCACCGCUGCUAAGCUUCAGCAAGAUCCUUUGGCUCUUGUUGAAGGGGUCUACAAGUUCUACAACCAUUUUGACACUUUCAUUGUCCGCAAAAAGUGCCGCUAA